This is a messenger RNA of Anthonomus grandis grandis, 2371 nucleotides long. RefSeq names its product neutral ceramidase. Gene Ontology annotation, molecular function: N-acylsphingosine amidohydrolase activity. Gene Ontology annotation, cellular component: extracellular region. Gene Ontology annotation, biological process: sphingosine biosynthetic process; long-chain fatty acid biosynthetic process; ceramide catabolic process. Bases 174 to 2282 code for a protein of 702 amino acids. The record is from RefSeq and is a predicted model, not a curated record. Lineage: Eukaryota; Metazoa; Arthropoda; Insecta; Coleoptera; Curculionidae. The transcript has 14 exons.
ACAAUGUUUUUUUAGAUAAAUGCAAGCGAAAAUUAGUGUAUGUGUAAUAUAAAAUUUACCAAAGAAAAGUAUAACUGGUGAACAUAAUAUAUGUGAUUUACUAGUGUGCCUUGUAAUGCGUUAUAUGGAAUGGCUUUAGAUAGUUAUAGAAACAUCAGGAUUAGCUUAAGAUAAUGAACGAAAAAUCAUGUAUUCAAAAUCGACAUUUUAUUGGAUUACUACUUCUAAUAUGCCCUUCAGUGUUUGCUACCUACCAAGUAGGUGUAGGAAGGGCAGAUAUGACCGGACCUGCAGCUGAAGUUACCCUGAUGGGCUAUGCAAAACUGGACCAACAAGGUUGUGGAAUUCAUCUAAGACAAUUUGCAAGAGCCUUUAUAUUUGACGAUGGUAACACUAGGGUUGUUUUUGUAUCAGCAGAUGCAUGUAUGGUAUCUUAUGGAUUAAAGAAUGCAGUCAUUAAUAAACUACAAGCAGCUUAUAAUCAAACCUAUACCCACGAAAACAUUAUUUUAAGUGGAACCCAUACUCAUGGAGCACCAGGAGGAUUCUUGAUGGAUGUUCUCUACGAUAUAACUCAGUUGGGAUUUUGUAAAGAGACGCUUAAUGCCUACUCCAGUGGAAUAUUUAGAGCUAUCCAGCGAGCUCACGAAAACAUGGUUGAGGCUCGCUUGUUUACAAACACAAUUGAAGUAGUGAACGCCAACAUAAACAGAAGCCCUGCAUCUUAUGAAAAUAACCCGGAAGAAGAGAGAAAAAAAUAUCAAUACAAUACUGACAAAACGCUAAGGCAAUUAAAAAUAACACGUGCCUCAGAUAAUCAAUUAAUAGGAGCCAUUAAUUGGUAUGCAGUACAUGCAGUCUCUCUAAAUAAUACGAAUUGCAUGGUCACAUCUGAUAAUGUUGGUUAUGCCUCUAUAUUAUUGGAAUCUGAAUAUAACUCUGGCCAACUUCCCGGACAAGGUUCUUUUGUUGGUGCUUUCGCUUCAAGCAAUCUUGGUGAUGUUUCUCCCAACCUAAACGGCCCAAUUUGUGUAAAUAGUGGCCAACCAUGUGACUAUAUUCACAGUACCUGUAACGGAGAUAAUAAGUACUGUAUUGCCUCUGGACCCGGCAAUAACAUGUACGAAAGCGCCGAGAUUAUUGCAAAUAGGCUAUUCGAAAAUGCGGAGAAACUAUUGGCUAACGAAUCAUCUCGUGAGAUUACUGGUCAGAUCAAGUUUAUACAUCAAUGGGUAGAAAUGCCAAAACAAUCGGUUGAAGUUAAAAGAGAAAAUGGCACCAUAGAAACAGUAAAAGGUUGUUUGCCGGCAAUGGGUUAUGCUUUUGCAGCCGGCACUACUGAUGGACCUGGCGAAUUUGAUUUUAAGCAGGCAUCGACCAGCGAUAAUCCCUUUUGGAAUAUUGUGAGGGAUUUUAUUUUUCCUCCGAAACCUGAGGAUAUCGAGUGUCAUUAUCCUAAACCGAUUUUGAUGAACACUGGCAGACUUACCAUACCUUAUUCGUGGCAGCCAAAAAUCGUCUCCACUCAAAUAUUGCUGCUUGGAAAUUUUGCUUUAAUAGCAGUUCCAGGAGAGUUUACCACCAUGUCUGGAAGAAGGUUACGAGACACUGUGCAGAAAUCACUAAUAUCUAGUGGAGCUGAUGCCAAUACUGAAGUUGUGCUUACUGGACUUAGCAAUACUUAUACUAGUUAUAUUGCCACUUAUGAGGAAUAUCAGAUUCAAAGGUACGAGGCUGCGGCUACGAUAUUUGGUCCGCAUACAUUGGAAAUCUAUCAGGCUUUGUACACAAAGUUAGCCGAAGCGGUAGUGAAGGGAGAAACUCUUGCUCCAGGUCCGGAACCUGAAGAUCUAUCUAAGCAAAAGCUUUUAUCUCUGAUAACCCCGGUUAUAUUUGAUUCUUCGGGAUGGUUUUGGAAUUUUGGUGAUGUUACGCAACAGCCACCAAGUACUGCUAAAGCUGGGGAUACUGUAUCAGUGAAAUUUAUUGCGGGGCACCCAAGAAAUAACGUAAUGGCAGAAAAGACUUUUCUAACAAUUGAAAAAGAAAACGGCAAAAGAAAUUGGACGGUAGUAGCAACAGACGCCAGUAUUGAAACAAGGUUUAUUUGGAAGAGAACUAGUAUAAUUAAAGGUGGAAGUGAAGCUACUGUUCAAUGGAUAAUCCCUAAGGAUAUAGAACCUGGUACUUAUAGAAUUCAGCAUUAUGGAAAUUACAAAUAUAUUUUAGGGGGUAUUUAUCCUUACAGUGGGGCUACUAAUAGCUUUGCUGUUACCCUUUAAGAGGUUGAUUUCAGUAUUAUUACAAAAAUUAAGUAAUUUUUUUUUAUAAAAGUAAUUUUUUUUAUUAUUAAAUAAAUAGUAAAAGUUUU